AUGUCGGGCGCAGGAAAUCGUGAACAAGUCUUUCCGACAAGAAUGACACUCGGUGUCAUGAAGGGAAAGUUGAGGGGAGCCCAACAAGGCCACUCUUUAUUGAAGCGUAAAUCCGAAGCCUUGACCAAAAGAUUUAGGGAUAUAACGCAACGAAUCGACGAUGCGAAGAGAAAGAUGGGAAGAGUAAUGCAAACGGCAGCUUUCUCUUUGGCAGAAGUUCAAUAUGCUACUGGUGAUAACAUCUCUUAUCAAGUUCAAGAAAGCGUCCAAAAGGCAAGAUUCAAGGUCAAAGCCAAGCAAGAGAACGUCUCGGGUGUAUAUCUACCCACUUUUGAAAGCAGCAUUGAUGAUGCUAUAAAUGAUUUCAAGCUUACUGGGUUGGGACGAGGCGGACAACAGGUUCAAAAAGCAAAACUUGUCUACACAAAAGCUGUGGAGACGUUAGUAGAGUUGGCAUCCUUGCAGACUGCUUUCAUCAUUUUAGACGAGGUCAUCAAGGUCACCAAUAGACGAGUGAAUGCAAUUGAGCAUGUGAUCAUUCCCCGAACCGAGAAUACCAUCAGUUACAUAAAUGCUGAGUUGGAUGAAAUGGACAGAGAAGAGUUUUACAGAUUGAAAAAAGUCCAAGAAAAGAAGCAGGAAGCGUCUGCAGCUGCGGAAGCGGAGGAGGCAGAGAUUGGUUUGAAGAAAUCCCAGGUCGAGCAACUGCCAACAGAUGCGAAAACACUACUCAACUGUGAACAGUCCUCACAUUCUAAGUCGCCAGCAAAUGAUGCACCCUUUGAACACGCUCAUGACACCGCUCUGUCCUCUGAUAUAUUGCAGACCAACGAGGAUGACAUCAUCUUUUAG
Candidozyma auris is the source of this 852-nucleotide messenger RNA. RefSeq names its product H(+)-transporting V1 sector ATPase subunit D (gene VMA8). Lineage: Eukaryota; Fungi; Ascomycota; Pichiomycetes; Serinales; Metschnikowiaceae. The record is from RefSeq and is a predicted model, not a curated record. Gene Ontology annotation, biological process: vacuolar acidification. Gene Ontology annotation, cellular component: vacuolar proton-transporting V-type ATPase complex; fungal-type vacuole membrane. Bases 1 to 852 code for a protein of 283 amino acids. Gene Ontology annotation, molecular function: proton-transporting ATPase activity, rotational mechanism. The transcript has a single exon.